Molecule: messenger RNA, 867 nt
Organism: Cucurbita moschata (crookneck pumpkin)
Lineage: Eukaryota; Viridiplantae; Streptophyta; Magnoliopsida; Cucurbitales; Cucurbitaceae
Product: putative CCR4-associated factor 1 homolog 8
Exons: 2
Coding region: 1-867 (288 amino acids)
Cellular component (GO): CCR4-NOT core complex; P-body; CCR4-NOT complex
Molecular function (GO): nucleic acid binding; poly(A)-specific ribonuclease activity
Source: RefSeq, a predicted model, not a curated record
AUGAUUGGAGAAGUUGCUACAGUGGAAGGACAAUGGGAGAGAGACGUUUGGUCUCACAAUUUAUUGGAGGAGAUAGAACUUAUACAGCAGUGUUUAUCCGAAUUCCCAAUUGUGGCUAUGGACACUGAGUUUCCAGGAUUUUUAAGAUGGACUCCCAAAGGUGUUUCAGAUGAAGAAUUUUAUGAAUGCCUGCAAUUCAACGUCAAUCGACUGAGCAUCCUACAGUUAGGACUCACACUCACGAAUGAUAAUGGAAAAAUAGGAAUGACGUGGGAGUUUAACUUUAAAGAUUUCGAUAAAAUUAGUAAUAUGGAGGGUGUUUAUUCCCUUGAUUCAUUUCUAAAAAAUAAAGGAUUUAAUUUUAAUACAUUGAGGAGCUAUGGAAUUGCUCCCGAAGAAUUUGGUAGACAAUUUAACCCUAUUCUUCGAAGCGGUAGAAUACAUAGAUGGAUAACCUUUCAUGGAUUGUAUGACAUUGCCUAUUUAAUGAAGCUUACCAACAUAACAUGCAUGCCUACGUCCAUGUCUAUUUUCGCCAUCACUGCUGCACAUCUACUGGGAACAGUCACCGACCUCAAACAUAUGGCUCGGUGCUCCAACUACUUGUUCAAUGGCAACCUGGGGUUAAAAAAAUUGGCUAAGCUGCUCCAAGUUAAUCGCACUGGUACUGCCCACUUUGCUGGGUCUGACAGUUUACUUACGGCGUCAGUUUAUGCCAAGAUGAAGAUAAUUAUGAAGGUUGAACAAAAAAUAGACGAAGGAUUUUUAUAUGGAUUACCAUAUCCCAUUCAGGGUUACAGACGACCCGUUGUAAUUGUAGAUCCAUCAAAGUUAACCGACGGUCGUAUUUCAAUUGGUAGAGGGUAG